This is a messenger RNA of Nasonia vitripennis (jewel wasp), 1647 nucleotides long. RefSeq names its product golgin subfamily A member 6-like protein 22. The transcript has 7 exons. Gene Ontology annotation, cellular component: ciliary basal body; cilium. Lineage: Eukaryota; Metazoa; Arthropoda; Insecta; Hymenoptera; Pteromalidae. Gene Ontology annotation, molecular function: microtubule binding. Bases 139 to 1563 code for a protein of 474 amino acids. The record is from RefSeq and is a predicted model, not a curated record.
AAGACCUUGUGUAUUAAGUAUGAUCUAGGAUGGAUAUGGAAUAUUAACUUUUGCAUCAAAUGUCAUGAUAAAUUAUAUGUUUAUUAAAAAAUAUAAGGCAGCAAAUUCGUAGAAGCAGUUUUAGAGCAACCGAUAAAAAUGAAGAAAAAGGGCGGAAAAAAAGAAAAAAAGGCUAGAAAAAAGAACUUUGUGAACGAACUAGAAACAGUUACAUUCGAACAACAGAUUCUUGAAAACAAUAGGCAAUUAGCAAGAUUACGAUCGCGCAACGAAGAACUUGAAGCGGAGGCGGAGACUUUGAAGGAAAGGCUCAAUCAACUGGAGGAAAACAAAGCCGACUUGACGGCCCAUUUGCAACGAGUUUUACGUAAGAAAACCGAGGAAGCCGAGGAGCUUGAGGAAAGACUGGUAGCUUUGGAAAAAGUACGGAAAGAGGAAGAAGAAGCUUUUAAAAAAAAGGAGGAGUCAAUGGAACACGAGUACAAGACGAUGGAGAACAAUCUCACCGCUGAGAUCAAACUAGCCGCCGGAAAGUUGAAUGCACUGGAGGACUGGCGUCUGGCUAGAAUCGACUUGAUGAACAAAUUUGAAGACCAAGAGAAACGAAUGGCUGAGCAAGAAAUUCGUCACAAAAAGAGCCUCUACGAGGCUGAAAAAAAGCUCAUCAUAGGCAAAGCAAAGAUGCAAAACGAGCUAGAAAAACGUCUGACCGAGUUGGCCGAAAGCUUUCGCGCUGCGACGAACCUGCGCCUCGCCGAUGCGACUCAGCGAGCGGUACGAGAAAACGUCUCGCUGCAGCAGGAGCUUAACGGUUUGUUGAACCAUUGCCGCGAACUCGAUGCUCGCAUGCAGAGCCACAAAGAGAGCGAACGCGGCCUCAGGCUGCAAGCUGCGCUUUACGAGGCCGAGGCGCGUUUGGCGCUCAAUAAGGUAAUAAAGCAGAACCGGCUGAUCGAGCGUCUCGCCCGGGAACAGCAUCGCAUGAGCCGAGCGAUCGGCAGAGCUCGUCGCGCGGAGGAGUACGCCAUUCGCGGGGAACAAGCUCUGGAGCAAGCGCGUCUUAGUUGCGCCGAAGCUCGCGAUCGAGCCCGCGUUCUCGAGCAAAACGUCGAGACCAGUCGCGGAAGUAGAGACGACUCGAUGCGAGAAGCUCGUGACAACUGCCGCGAGAUUGAGAAGCUGGCGCGGAUUCUAGCCGAGGCUAAGGAGGCUAUCAGGCAGGCGCUCCAGGUGCAAGCCGAGAUGUCCGAUAGGGGGGGCGAGCAGGAAGACGCCUGCUCUUCUUGUUUUCUGGAUCUGAAAGAAAAGCUGCUCCAUGCGCUGCUCGACAUCCUGGCCAGCUAUCAGGAUCCCAACGAUUUCGAACGGCUUACCGAGAUCGAAUCGGAAACUGUUAUAGAAAAUCUAUACGAGUUCGGAAAUUUGGGACUGAUACCGAGUUUCGGCGGAGCACCUGAAGCUACCUCUUCUGCGUCCAGCAAACGCGAUAUCCCCCGAGUAGCAGCGAAAGAAGAGUCUCGCAUCAACAGGGAGAAGGAAAAAGAGUCUCCGAGCGCUAUUUGACUGUCGCCGAUUGCUCGUCUGAUUAAUCAACUUUCAUAGCAUUUUUUAUAUGUUCAUAAGUGAAAUAAAAAGAAUUAUAUAUAA